Messenger RNA from Ceraceosorus guamensis, 1020 nucleotides. RefSeq lists its product as hypothetical. Gene Ontology annotation, biological process: potassium ion transport; proton transmembrane transport. Lineage: Eukaryota; Fungi; Basidiomycota; Exobasidiomycetes; Ceraceosorales; Ceraceosoraceae. Bases 1 to 1020 code for a protein of 339 amino acids. Gene Ontology annotation, cellular component: mitochondrial inner membrane. The transcript has 3 exons. The record is from RefSeq and is a predicted model, not a curated record.
AUGAGACUCUUGGCUGUUCCGCUUGCCCGUGCUAGCCCUACGGCAUCCGCUGUCUCCACCUUUGUUUCCGCACCCCUUCCACCCUCUUCGGCAAUCGCGCGCAAUGCAGCUGCAGCACCUGUCUCGGCGCCAGGUAAAGGCAAUGAGAAGCCACAGCAACUGCCGCUCGCAACCCGACUGCUCAACAAAGCUUCCAACUACUGGCUUUCCCUCAAUGAGCCAGGUGCCAAGUCGACUUUCGACUGGAAGAGGCGGACGUACAGAGCUGGAGAGAGUUUGAUGGACAGGAUAGAGUACGAGGAGUGGGCGCUGAAAGGCGUCGAUCCUCAAGCAGGGCCUGUUUUGUCAGAGAUCCGGAGCAAGCGGGAGGCUUCAGCGAGUCAGUCGGCAGCGGAAGGCGCCGCGGAGAUUCAGCUGCUGUAUCCAGCCACGUAUCUUCAAGGCCCAGUCCUCAUUGCAGCGCUGAGAAAGAUGACCAAGCAUCGCACCCCGCACCACCGGUCUCGGCUCAUCUGGUGUUUGAUAGGAAUGCCUAUCACUAUCCCUUUCGCCUUGGUCCCAAUCAUACCCAAUCUGCCUUUCUUCUACCUCGUCUGGAGAGCUUUCAGCCACUGGCGGGAGCUGGAUGCCAUUCGGCCGGUUCCUUCUCAAGAAAUGGACACCAUCUUUACAGCAGCAGCACAAACGCCAGCAGCACAAACAGUAGGAUUGGGUAUCUAUGACGCGAAGGGGAGCGCCGCCUCCAGUUCUGUCGGUUCAAAGUCCACUGGAGUAUCACAGUCCCAAGCGGCGAUGGUGCUUCAGGCGCGGCACGUUGACAGGCUGGCGCAAUCGUUUUCCCUCUCAGCACAGACGGUGGUUGAUCUUAAUAGAGCGCGACUACAGACUCAAGCAAGCAUAGAGAAGGGUGAACUUGCGAAAUUGCUCGAGGCGGCGAAGGGAAUUGGCGGCUCCGCAGCUGCGCAGCAACGAGGUGCAGGUGAUGAGAAACGGCACGACUCCCCAACAAUACGUCCAUGA